CAGAAAUGACUUCGUAUAUCAUGACAAAACCUCUAUUUAAAUAAAGCCAAUAACACAUUCAAAGAUACAAAUUUCCACUUCCACAAACCAAAACCAAAUUUCAUCAUGAAGAAGACCUACAAGUUUCAAACCCUCUUCUCUUCUCUCGUCUUCCUCAUAAUCGUCUUCACACUCCUCCUAUCAAUUUCGAGAGCCGCCUCUGGUGGUGUCUGCCGACAUCCGCCUUCAAAAACCAGCUGCAAGACAUGCAUGGAGGAGCAAAUGAAAUACGUCUGUCCUAAGUGCGUGCCGAUACUCCGAUGCAUGGCUCGUUGCCUUUGGGGCGGUGUGUCUCAGAGGAAAUGCACCACCUCAUGCGGAUGCGACACCGUCGCCAAGCCCUCGCUGGUGGAGUGUAAACGCUGCGUUUCGAGGUGUAAGUGUAGUUGUGCGGCUUAGGAACAAACAUCGACUUAGUGCUCUCUUGAUUUUAAAAUAAUAUGAAAGUAUAAAAUGUUGUAUCUGUGUUUCGUUAUAUAUAUAUGUAUGUUGAGUGCUAAGUAUAGUUCACAAAUAAUCACAUACUAGGAGAUACAGUAUAUAGUAACCAGUGUUAGUAAACUCGCUUAUUUUUUU
Messenger RNA from Eutrema salsugineum, 615 nucleotides. RefSeq lists its product as uncharacterized. The record is from RefSeq and is a predicted model, not a curated record. The transcript has a single exon. NCBI's taxonomy places the organism in Eukaryota, Viridiplantae, Streptophyta, Magnoliopsida, Brassicales, Brassicaceae. Bases 106 to 438 code for a protein of 110 amino acids.